AUGAUUAUGAAACCAAAGGGCAGGGAGGGCGGUCGUGGUCGAGAAGAGGGCGGCCGUGCUGAAGGGGGUCGUCGAACUGGAGGCGGAUUUGGUGGAACCGGUCGUAAGCGAGAAUUACGACGUUUGAGUGACGCUCUGGGUGAUCUUGGUGCAGCUGAAGCGUUAUCGAACGAGGAUAUAUCGUUAAUUUGGUUUGAUGCUGAUAUGGUUGAGGGAAACGAAGAGAAGGCUAAGUUAAAAGAAACGGUUCAAGAUGAAGUAUCCAAUGCUGUGUUUUUUUACACAAAUAAAACAGCAUGUAUGGCUUAUAUCGAAUCACAAACAAAAGCAAAAAUAUUUUUUAUUCUCUCAUCCGAUUCGUAUGAGGUGGAUGAGUUUCCAGCAAUACACGCUAUUGUUCAAAUCGAUUGCAUUCUCAUUUUGAGUACAAACACCGAAAAAUAUGAAACAUUGUUGAAUAAUACAACAUUUCCAAAAAUUGUUGAUAUUUUCGCCGAGUUAACUCCAUUAUUAGAAAGCAUUAAAAAACAAGUAUCACUUUUAGCCAAACAAUCGGCUGCCUUCAGUUUAUACGAUCAAAAUCAAAAAGCUACGCGUAACUUAAGUCAAGAAACUGGUUCAUUUUUAUAUCUUCAAUUAUUCAAAGACGUUCUGAUGAAAAUGCCACAUACCGAAGAGUCAAAAUUGGAAAUGUUGGAUAAAUGCCGGGGCUAUUGUCGCGGAAACAAGAAAGAAAUGGGAAAUAUUAAUGAUUUUUAUUUGACCUAUAAAUCGAAUGAAGAUUCAUUAACGAUCGUACAUAAAGUAUUAAAAAUAAAACAUAAAGCCAAUGAUAGCAUACCGUGGUACACCAAAGAAACAUUUUUAUAUCGUCUAGUCAAUAAAGCUAUGCGAACAGAAGAUAUUGAAGCUCUUUAUACAUUUCGUUUCUUUAUUGUUGAUCUAAGCAAUAUGUUACAACGACGCUAUCGGCUUUUUAAACGAAAGUUAGGCAAGAAAGAAGCAGCAAAGCAUACCGUAUAUCUUUAUCGUGGUUUUCAACAGUCACCGGAAGAAAUACAAAAAUUACGAGAAAAUGUUGGAAAUUUGAUAUCUACAAAUGGUUUUCUAUCUACCAGUCGUGCUCGUUCAGUUGCACUAGGUUUCGCUCGUAAUAUCAAUCGUCCCAACGUGGAGCCUGUUUUAUUUGAAAUUAAAACUUGUACUGCGCUAAGAACGGCUGUAUUCACAGACAUAAAGGAAUUUAGCGCAUUUCCUGAGGAAGAGGAAGUAUUGUUUGAUUUGGGUGCUUGUUUUAGCAUCGAUAGUUUCGAAUAUGAUGAAGAGGAAAAGUUAUGGACACAAAAAAUGUCGGCCACAGAUCGUGGUUUAGAAAUUGUCGAAGAAUACAUGGAAUUUCGUCGUAAAGAAAUGGCUGAGUUUGAUGUAGUAAUCAUGUUUGGUAAUCUGCUAUUAGACAUGGGUGAAUAUCUGAAGGCACAAAAGUACUUUGAAAAUUUAAUCCGUGUUAGACCCGAUCAUGAACACGCACCAAGUAUCUAUGGAAACAUAGCCAUUGCACAUUAUUAUAAAGGUGAAUAUGAUGAUGCAAUGACGAAUUAUAAAAAAGCCUAUGACAUAUUCAUAAAUACAAAACCCAUUCGUUAUCCAGAUGCCGCUCGUGCACUGAAUGGUAUUGGCAUUAUUAAUCGUUUGAAACAAAACUACGAUGCAGCACUUGAGUCGUAUGAACAAGCGCUACUCUUAUAUCAGAAGAAAUAUAAACCUGUACAUAUCGAAGUAGCCAACACUUUAAACAGCAUCGGAAUUAUUCAUAACAAAAAAAAUGAGUUUGAUCAAGCUAUUGACUUUUAUAAUAGAGCAUACGAAAUGUAUAAACUUACAUUGCCUGCUGAUCAUCCAGAUACAUCAUCGUGUUUAAAUAACAUUGGUGUUGCUUAUCGACAACUAAAUGAUUAUGAACAGGCAAUGGACUUUGCAACGCAAUCUCUUCGUAUGAGAGAAAAGACAUUGCCUAGUGGCCAUCCGGACAUCGGUCGGUCUUGUGAAAAUAUUGGUCUCGUCCAUUGUAUGCGUCAUGAAUAUGUAGAAGGCCUCGAAAACUGCAUGAAAGCAGCAGACAUAUUUGAAAAGAAGUUUGGCCCAGAUAGUAUCGAUGUUCUUCGUAUUAAACACAACAUUAACAAAAUAAAAGAAUUAAUGGGUGAUGUUACAGAAGAUACAACACUUAUGGCCGGUGAUAAUUUACUGUCGGAGAAAAAACUGGCUCUCUUUAAUGGUGAAGAAUCAACAAAAACAGCACUAGAGUUGAAUAAUAAAGAAAAUGAUGCGAAAAAAUUAGAUAUGGUAUUUGAGGAAGAUGAAUUAUUUGGUGAUAAUAAGUCGGUUAUCAAUAUGAGAUUUUAG
This is a messenger RNA of Didymodactylos carnosus, 2406 nucleotides long. The record is from the annotation of a GenBank genome assembly. Lineage: Eukaryota; Metazoa; Rotifera; Eurotatoria; Philodinida; Philodinidae.